AUGGAAUACUUUAUCGAUGAAGAAAAAUAUUUUUAUUUGAUUUUAUUGCACAUCAUCAUAGCCAUUUGCAUUGCGUCGAUUGUAACAGUAGCAAUUGGUACAUUGUGCAUUACGUUUAUUCAACAUAUCUGUGGAAUGUUUAAAAUUGCUAGCUAUCGUAUCGAGUAUGCAAUAAAUAUCAACAUUCAACAAAAUGUUAUGUUGAAAAAUAAGAUCUGGAUGAUCAAGGGCGUAAUUUAUGCUGUAGAUAUUCAUCGGAAAGCUAUUAAAUUGUUGAAGCAUUUUACAUCUACAUUUGAGAAAAUGAUAUUUACUUUAAUCAUCCUUGGUGUAGCUUGCUUAAGUUUUAAUUUAUUUCAAGUAAGUUAUUUACAACAUGUAAUUAUGUAUGCGAAAUGUUCCAAAAUUAUUAACAAUAUUGUUCAGUAA
Molecule: messenger RNA, 429 nt
Organism: Trachymyrmex cornetzi
Lineage: Eukaryota; Metazoa; Arthropoda; Insecta; Hymenoptera; Formicidae
Exons: 3
Coding region: 1-429 (142 amino acids)
Source: RefSeq, a predicted model, not a curated record